Micropterus salmoides (largemouth bass) is the source of this 7794-nucleotide messenger RNA. It is a transcript of the gene gucy1a2, whose product is annotated as guanylate cyclase 1, soluble, alpha 2. Gene Ontology annotation, cellular component: guanylate cyclase complex, soluble. Gene Ontology annotation, biological process: response to oxygen levels; cGMP biosynthetic process. NCBI's taxonomy places the organism in Eukaryota, Metazoa, Chordata, Actinopteri, Centrarchiformes, Centrarchidae. Gene Ontology annotation, molecular function: heme binding; guanylate cyclase activity. The record is from RefSeq and is a predicted model, not a curated record.
CCCCCCCCCCCCCCCUCCUCUGAAUGGAUUGCUGAGUCUCACACGCAGACAGACGCAUUUCAUAUGCACACAGAGACAGCCAGAUCUGGACAUCAUCUCACGCGCACACACAUCUCAUAUGCAUAGACAACAUAAUUAUACAGACAGACCUUACCCCCCUCACCCUCCACCAGCCCUCUCACCCCCCACUAUCUGAUGACUCCCCGGCGUAGAGGUGGACGUGGUACGGAACCGACUGUAGCAUCAUUCUCAUCCUCAUCUUUAACACUACCACUGUCAUUACCACAAGCCUCCUCCUCUUCCUCACCACCACCACCAUGUCCUCGUCGUCGCGCAAGAUCUCCUCCGAGUCGUUCAGCAGCUCGGUGGGCUCGGACUGCGGGCUUGAAAGCCCCGGGGGAGACGGAGGGGACGGCGGCUUGGAGACGGCGGAGGAGAGCCGAGGCUGCCCCUUCUCCUCCUUCCCCUCCUCCCACAAAGCGGUGCUCUGGAACGGCCGCAGCCCCGCCGAAAGGUCGGCGUGCCCGGCGGGCGAGGAGCCGCAAGGACCCAGUGGACCUCACAAGAGGGUCACCAGGAGGAGACGGGUGAACCUGGACUCGCUGGGGGAGAGCCUGAAGCGACUGACCUCACCCAUGACACAGACUGUUCAGGAGGCUCUACAGCGAACUCUACAAUUCUACAGACAACAAGAGAUUAGGUGUCAGGAAGUUGGUAGUGAGGAGAGGCGAAGAGAGCGGAGAGAGGAUAAGUGUCCAUUUCUAGAAAAUUCUGGUUCAGAGGAAGACGUCCUACAAAUCCUACAGUACAUGGCUACCAUUCUGGGAGUACCAUUCUGUGAGUUGCGUGAGCAUUUCGGUGAGGUGUUCUUUGGCCUCUGCUUUGAAGAAAAUGAACGAGUGCUUCGUGCUGUAGGUGGCAACCUCCAGGAUUUCUUCAAUGGCUUUGACGCCAUUUUGGAACACAUUCGCACCUCCACAGGGCGCCGUGCCUCAUCUGAGAGUCCCUCCUUCCAGUGCAAGGAUCCCUACGAGGAGGAGACAGGGAGAAGAAAAUUGGCUAAAGUUGCAGAGCGAGGAGAAAAAGAUGGAAGAGGGAAGGUGUUGCUUCUUCAUUGUUUCAACCCUGCCCCUGUUGUUGGUUUGGUCAUGCCAGGGUUGAUCAGAGCUGUUGCCAGACGGAUCUUUCAUUCAGAAGUUGAGGUGGAAGAGGUGCCACCUCUAACUCCUUUACUGCCCAGUGAAGAUACAGAACACACAGACUCAAACCUCACCCCAACUGCGUCCCCCACUGCUUCACCUUCCUCGUCCCCAUCCCAUCCCUCUCCUUUCCCAACCUCUGUUUCCACAGUUUGCCUGUCCUUCCAAAUCCAGGAGACACGCCCACCUUCCGUCUCCUCUUUCCCAAAUGCUGCCCCGAUAAACACUAAAUGCCCCCCCCCCCUCUCCACGAACCCCAGUGAUCUGCGCAUUGGCCUGGCUACGUUUUGCCGUGCCUUUCCAUUUCACCUUGUCCUUGGGCCUCGCAUGGAGCUACUGCAGCUUGGAGAAGGCCUGAGGAGACAGGCUCGCAUUGAGCCUCACCGGAGCCUCUCAUUCAGGGACUGUUUUGAGAUUGUCUCACCCAAGAUGGAGCCUUCGUUCCAGGGCAUCCUCCUGAGGCUUGCAUCCCCAUUUACCAUCCGUACCAAACCCGAUGGCAUCAAGGAGGCUGGCACUAAGGAGAAGGUCAUGGAGCUGAAGGGUCAGAUGAUCCAUGUGCCUGAGUCCUGCUCCCUGAUGUUCCUGGGUUCGCCACGUGUUGAUAAGUUGGAGGAGCUAAUGGGCAGAGGCCUCCACCUGUCAGAUAUCCCUAUCCAUGAUGCCACACGGGACGUUAUCCUGGUGGGGGAGCAGGCCAAGGCUCAGGAUGGCUUGAAGAAGAGAAUGGACAAACUGAAGGCCACAUUAGAGCGGACUCACCAGGCACUGGAGGAGGAAAAGAGGAGAACCGUGGAUCUCCUUUAUUCCAUAUUUCCAGGUGAUGUGGCGCAGAAACUGUGGCAGGGUCAGCCGGUGCCCGCUCGCAAAUUUGAUGACGUUACCAUGCUGUUCUCGGACAUCGUGGGUUUCACUGCAGUGUGUGCCCAGUGCACACCUAUGCAGGUCAUCUCCAUGCUGAACGAGCUUUACACACGUUUCGACUACCAGUGUGGCAUUCUGGAUGUUUAUAAGAUCGAGACAAUAGGUGAUGCCUACUGUGUGGCAGGAGGACUACACAAGAAGGUUGAUAGUCAUGCGAAGCCAAUUGCACACAUGGCUCUGAAGAUGAUGGAACUCUCAGAGGAAGUGCUGACACCUGAUGGGAAACCUAUCAAGCUAAGGAUAGGUAUCCACACAGGUUCGGUGCUGGCAGGUGUGGUCGGUGUUAAAAUGCCACGUUAUUGCCUGUUUGGGAACAAUGUGACACUGGCCAGCAAGUUUGAAUCGGGGAGCCAUCCGAGGUGUAUCAAUGUUAGUCCCACAACUUACCAGUUGCUGAAAGAUGACCGCUCUUUUUCAUUUGUCCCUCGUUCACGGCUGGAGCUCCCAGAGAAUUUUCCCAAAGAGAUCCCGGGGACAUGUUACUUCCUGGAGGCAGGGACGUCUCACAGCCAUGCCUCACUGACCAGCUCUCGCUCCGCUCCCCCGGCCUCUAUGAGGAAAGUCUCCUACAGCAUUGGGACAAUGUUUCUAAGAGAAACAAGUCUGUAAGUCUCAUACACAGACCAGGAUACACAGAUAUUCAUUAUGUGAGAGGCUGGAUUUGAACCUGUGGACCAUGCAGGAAAACAGAUCACACGGAUCUCUGGAUAUGCAAAUGCAUUAUGUGAAAACUUGGAUUCAGACCUGUGGUAUGGCAUAUAUGAAUGAAUGUUCAAAGAAAUGCUUUCAUCAUAGGUGAAAAAGAACAACAUGCCCUCAUCUCCUGAGCAAGGGAGAUACAGUUUAAAAGACUUGAGGAACAGCAACUCUGUUACACUCACGGAUCCCUCCCCAUGGAAGUCUACUGAUGGCGUCAAAUAGAGAAACCUUAAUAUAAAACUUAGCUGGAUCCAGCUGGAUUCCUCAGAUUCGUACCUGGUUUCUAGCUCUCUCCAGUGGUCCUGUCUCCCAAACAUUACCGUGACCUGGGUCUAGAGGCAACAAUGCAUUGAGAAAACCUGGAGAGAGAUCAUUUACAUGAUCAGAAUUGUACUCAUUAGCAAUGGAAUUGCGCAAAUAGAACAAAUCCACUUUCCAUCAACAAAGUGGAUGCUAAGGAAUGAUAAAAUGAAGAACUUUUAGAAGAUGGCGACAUUGCCACAAAUGUUUGCUGUGCAUCAUUGCCUCUUGUACAAGGAAGACACUACUGAAGAACAAAACAAUUCCCCUUCCAACUGUCCCUAAAUCAUGUCAUGCUUUACCAAACGUACUUCUAACAUCUGCUGCUCGUUACAUCCAUCCGUCCACCUAGGACCAGUUGGUCGGUGCGGAGAGAGGCAAAUGAGAGGCACAUACAAGUAUAGGUUUGAAAAGGGUUCAUCAAAGGACAAAAGCCAAAAACGCUCAUACUAACCUGACACUUCUAACCCACAGCAAACUAUAACCAACAGCAAUCCAGCCAUUUCAUUGCAGGUAAUAUGUUUAGGACUGAAAAUGAUUUGCAGCUCAGUGCCUUUUUACUGCUCAAAUCAGGACAAAUACAAGAUGGGUUCAUUUUAAAUAUUUUAAAAAGAAUAAAAAAAACACAAGGAGUGCUUCAAUUUUGUUAGGUUUCCAUUUGUUUUUAGACAUUUUUAUGACAUUUCUUAUGUCACUAGCUAUACUGAAGCGUGAAAGAUUUGAAUGGCGGAAUGACACGUGCCAAAGGUUGUAAGCCACAUUUGAAUCCGUGAUGUUGCAAGUCACAGCAGACGCCUUAUCGAACCGAGCCACCUGGAGUCCUGACUAGUUGUGUCUUUCAUUUUGAGGCGAGUGGCUGGCAUGAGAAAUCGAGCGCUCCUCAAAGAGUUCAAAUAUUUGAAAUCCUAUUCAUCCGUUUUCUGUCCAGAUCAACCAACAAUACACACAAUACAAUACUAAUAAGAUCGUACCAUACUAACUUGUACACAUAGUCACAGUAUGCAUGCUUGACACGGUUCACAUUUACAAACAUAAUCUUUUAAUUGCAUACAGUAACCAACAGGAUCCAAAUUCAAGUCUACUAGUUUGCUGGUAGACUGAGUAUGAUUUACUCAUUGGAAAUCUCAGGCCUUCCAAAUGCUUCAGCGUAGCUCAGUAACCCAGACGAGAGAGAAUAAUGGUCUGAAGUUUUUGUCUAAGAGAAUCUUUAUAAACUGUCAUCAGGAAGUUGGAAGUGAAGAGUUGAGGUUGGAAAGUUUUUGAAUAUUUUACACAUUGGCGCAUUUGGAUAUGUACUUAAAUAACUAACAUUACAUCACUUUUCUAUGAGGUAUUAGUUUCCAUGACAUCUUACAUUUUAGAUGCUGAUAGAAAUGUUUAUAUUAUCUAAAGAAGUACACAGAGAUUUGUCAACAUCACAUCCUAAUUUUAGUUUAUUAUUUAUGAUGUGUACAUUCAGUUGUUUAUGGGCGGGACCAGCAAAUUUUCUCUGCCAAACAACUUGUCACUCACUGGCCAUGGUAAAGAUUCAACAGGAACAUGUUGGCUAUGCUAUGUAAAACAACAGUUUGUAGGAAAACAUCAGAAGGGUAAUUUACAAAAAUGAAUGCCCAUCUGGCCAAAGGUUUCACCCACUAAAGGGCAUUGUGCCAUCAAAUGGAGAUGGUCACCAUCCUAACAAAGCAAUGUGCCAUAUUGGAGGAAAGGAUGGGAGGAGGGGAAAAGAGAAAAUUCAAGAUUUCUUUUUGACCUGCUAGUGUUUGAACCGGUGAUGGGUUAGAAGUGCUGAGACACUUUGGUCAUAGGUCGGUAUUGCCAUAAAUAAUUCUUACAACUGUCAUCAGAUUCCAUGACAGCAGUAGCAUCAGAAAGCUUGAAACACUCGCACAUUUACAGCAUGUUCUGUAAAGUUCCUGAUCAAUUUUGGCAAUGAAAAUAGACAUUUCUGAAAAUAUUUUUCUAUAUAUAGCAUAGUUUUAUCCAUAUUUACUGUAAACUAAAACAACUAUAACCUAUUUUCAAAGUUGUUUUCUGUCGCUUUAAGUAUACUAUGCAGUAUAGAACUAACAAUGGACUAGAUAACAAUAACACCUAAAGAUAAAUUCAGUAAGUCAAAGCAUAGCAUAGUUUUUAGGCAAAAAAUAUCACAACACAAAUCACAUAUGUUUAAUCACGCCGAACUAGGUACUAUUGUUUAGUGGGUCAAAAUUGUAAUUUCAAGUCAAGGGAAUUUAUCUACACUAUAAAUUGAUUUCAAGACAAGUGGGAACUCAGACGUCAAGUCACAGAUACAUUUCUUAUGGGAGUUUGCUACACCUGUUAGAAAGCAGCAUAAACUUUUUCACAUUUUAUUGCUUUGUGGCAACAAAGCCAAAGCACUUCCUGAGACCAAAAGGUCUGUAACAUUCAUGUUUUUUUGUGAUAUUAUAGAGGCCCAGAAUCUGCAACACCCACAUGAGACAUCAGUGAAACAUACCUCCUGUAUCUGUAUAUCCAUGUAUCAGUGGCUCAGAAGAUUAGCGCUAACAUUGACAUGCCUGCCAAGCAAAAAUGAAUUCUGCUUCAGUAUAAAUUGCCAAAUACACUAGAGAAUGGCAGGCCAACUUUCCAAAAAGCCUGAGGGAAGUUUGCAUGUCUUCAAGGCCUGGGAAAGUGGAUACUGUUUAACCUUAAUUUUGCCCUGAUAAUAAAGUCAAGUAUAAUUUCACAAACGUUUACAAGACCACAUGGGCCAUAUUAUAGAAAACAACAGUUUUCAGGGAGGUACCUCAAGUGUCUUUAAUCAAAACAACAGUAUAACGCAAUUUUAGUUGAUGGACAAAUGAACCCCUAAGCAGUCCCUUGUCCAUAAGCUUAUAGAGGGUUAAACCGGAAACUCAGGACAUGUGCAAUUUGGUGUUUCUCAUUGGAAGGAGAUGUAGAGUAAGAUAGAGGAGAUUAGAUACAUUUAAUUGAAGAAUAAUGAAGAAGCGCCAAUUAAUGAUGGUCAAUUAUGACUACAUUUUUAAUAAUGGUAGCUAUGCUUGCUAGUUUAGCUGACUAGCUGCCAUAACAAAACUAUUCUACAGUGUUCACUUCUGGAGAUUUAAACCAUUUUUGCUCUGACUUUAUGAUUCCACACACCCAAAAGAAGGUAUGACUGCUGUUGCAAGGAGACAGUGACCAAUGCAGAAUCCCAAAAGAAGACAAAACAACAUUUAACUAUAAAAGUACAUAUGAAAGUGAGAACACUGUUAAAUCCACAAUGGGGAACAAUAAGUGCAUGGACACAACUAUUGUAGAGACUGAAUAUCCUCUCUUAAGUGUAUCUGACACGUUUUCCCAAGGCAGGCCUUCACAUACAGAGAGACUCACAAGAUGCUUCCUGACUGUCAUCCUGUCGAUAUUCUAUAUUGCAUACAUGCAUUAAUGUGUACUUGUACAAAAUCUAUUGUAGCAUAAAUGUAGUGCAGGUGUUAUUUACAUUCAGCUUCAGCAGUGGCUGAAUUCUGCAUCAAGCUAAAUAAAGGACAUUACAUCAGCGCUACACCCACGCAACUUGUGUCCAACAGUCACGUCUCCAAGUCUGUAAAUUCUUGGCAUAAUAUUAAAUGUUUGGUCAGAUCUGACUGUCUUGCUGUUAUGAUGCAGAGGUGUCGCAGGUACUGGUUCUCUACAGUACAGUGUGGUUGUCGGUCACGGCCCAUUACACCUCAAUGCAUACUGUAGGUCACUUACUCAUACGCAAGCGUACAUCACAGUUACAGUGGCAAUACAUCUUAGCUGUACUGUAAAAGCUGUGUCAAACAAUGAACAUGAACAAAUGUUGUCAUGAGCCUGUAAGCGUGGGAGGGUCCAGUGUCCAGUGAGACGAAGCCAAAUACACCCAUAACUCCAGCAAAAGUCUGGACAGAGUCUGUCUGUGUGUGUCAAACAAUAUGAGAACAUUUUAAGUUUAACAAAGUACUAACAUAAUAAUUUGUUAAUAAAGACUGAUUGUACCUGUAAUAAAUAUGUACAAUUUAGUAUAUUAAAACAGAAAUAUGGAAAUUGUAAUAAAAUUAUUUAACAUUAUUUACACAUUAUUUGUUUGGUGUAAUUCACAGAAUGAUUUGAGAUUGUCACAUUUUCCACUGCUUUGUUUUUUGUUUUGUUUUUUAAAAUAUCUGCCAGAUAAUGUACUUUAUGUCAGUAUGUGUGCCAUCUAAAGCCAGGCUGGUUUUCCCAACAUUCCCACUCUGAAGACUUUUUUUUAUUUCAAGAAAUAAGACAUAAAUGGUAGACUUUUCCAUUGACACUAUUGUAAUUUUUUCCUUCACAACAAUUGUCUUCAAUUAUGGAUUUAUGAAACAUUAAAUUCAACUGCAUGUCAUUUUAUUGAAAAAUAAAAUUGCGCAACAUGUUUUUUUUUGCAGGACAUUGUUAUGAACAGUCUUGUUGCCAAGAUCAACUUCACCCCCACUUGUAGUACCAUGGGUGUAAGCUGAUGGUCCCUAUUUAUCCUGGUUUUAACAGCAGAAACAAACAUGGUUGAUGCUUGUCAUCCAUGUCCAGGGUCCUCCUAAUGGAUGUACAUUGCUCCACCGAUCUCCAGUCUAUAAAGCGUCCCCCACAUGAGAAUAGUAGCCUCCAUGACAUUUGUUCGCCAGCUUAAUUUAAAUCUAAUAAAAUAUUUGUGACAUUUAACAAUUCA